UAAAUCUACAACAACCUCUUCUCUUCUGCAGAGAACCCGCAACCCCACCCUUUCCUCUUCCCGAGUGACCAAAGCUGCCACCGUCCUUCCAGCGAAUAAUAAUAGCGAGUACAAGCGCAAACUAAGCAAAGGACAAGCAAACUACCGCCACCACCAUUAGCGAUGUCGUUUGACCGUCUCCCCUCCCUCGAGGCGCAGCCAACAACCUCCCGCGCGACGGGCUACUCCGACAGCCCAGAGUUCGACCGUUUGACGACCCAGUUAUCCUCGCAACUGUUCACCUUGACGAGUAACAUCUCAACCUUGAACCGAGAACUGGGUCUCGUGGGCACGAAGCGGGAUAGCGAGGCUCUCAGGGAGAGGGUCAAAAAGCUUCUUAAUGAGACGAGGGCGGGCUUUAAGAGUGUUGGGGAGGGGGUUAAGAAGGUCCAGGAUUGGCCGGAUGUCUCUGUGAGUGCAUUAUAUACCCUUUGAAGGGAAGGGGGGAGGAUUUGGGCGAUAAUGCUAAUAGCGCUGGAUGUGAUGGUAGCCGAGCCAGCGCUUUGUUCAGCAGAAACUCUCGCGGGAGAUGUCUUCUACGCUUGCGGAUUUCCAGACCAUCCAGCGACUAUCUGCGGAGAAGACUCGAGAUUACGUCACUGCCGCCCGCCAAGCGCAGCAUCUCUCUCAUGACGAGGGCGUCCCGGCAGACGAUCUAGCAUACUCCUCCUCCAAGUCUGGAGGCCAGCAGCAGGUCCAGGUUCCGCUGGUCCAGCAACAACUCGCGCUGGCAGAGCAGAGCGAGGUGGACUUUCAGGAGAGCUUGAUCGUCGAGAGGGAAGAGGAGAUUCGAGGGAUAGAGCAAGGGAUUACGGAACUUAAUGAGAUAUUUAGGGAUUUGGGGACUAUGGUCAAUCAACAGGGCGAAAUGAUCGAUGACAUUGAGGUUUAUGUGGGGAAUACGGCUACUAGUACUAAAGCUGCGUGAGUGCUUUCUUGUCUGAGCUUCAUUUUUUUUUUUCUUCAUUGGGGAGUUGCUAACUUGUACACGGCGUGCAGAGAUCAGGAAUUGAGGCAGGCAGCGAGGUAUCAGAAGGGCGCGAGGAAUAAGGCCUGUUGUUUGCUGCUGAUUCUGUCCAUUAUUCUGACCGUUGUGCUGUUGGCGGUACGCUCUCCCCCCCCCCAACAUCCUCCCCACCACAUACCCAGCGAGCUAACGUGUGACCAGAUUUUCCUUGGUUGAUUCGAUACUAUCCAUCUCCUACCAUCCUCAAACUAUUUCCUCCUCCUCCUCUCUCUACCUCACAUAUCCUUCAAUUCCUGGGUCGGAACUUGUGCGCCGGUAUUCCUGUCGACUGUGGUUCCUUUCUCUCUUGCUUGUAGUUGGGUCAUGGAUUAUCUGGAAACGAUCGAUUUUACUCUACUAAGCUAGUACCAUACCGUGCUUGGUGCCGCGUUCUUUCGCUCAUUCACCUCUCUUUUUUUCUUUUUCUUUCUUUUUUCUUUGUCGUCGUCGUCCCCAAAUGUUGAAUAAGUUUCCCAUACAAAAGAGUCACGUCAG
Tuber aestivum (summer truffle) is the source of this 1540-nucleotide messenger RNA. The record is from the annotation of a GenBank genome assembly. NCBI's taxonomy places the organism in Eukaryota, Fungi, Ascomycota, Pezizomycetes, Pezizales, Tuberaceae.